AUGACUUUUCCAGUUGGCUGUUUAGGAAACCUUUUCGUGGUCAUUGUCGUUUGUUCACAAAGGCAGGAGCGGAAUUCAACAGACAUGUUAAUUGUUAGCCUAGCCGUUGUUGAUUUUUUAUUUAUUAUGGUAUAUGUUCCUUUCAUAGUAACAACACGCGUCAUAGGCCGCUGGGUAUUUGCAGCUUCGGAGUUCUUAGCAUAUGCCAACAGCUGUAUAAAUCCUAUUUUGUAUACCUUCCUAUUGACAAAAUACAGACAAAGUCUCCGUAAACUUAUGUGUUGUAAACGUCAACGACCAAAUAAUUGAAACAGUUAGUCAAGGCAUUUUAUUGCAUGGAACGAAUGAUACAGAACAAUA
Mytilus trossulus (common blue mussel) is the source of this 360-nucleotide messenger RNA. Its product is annotated as allatostatin-A receptor-like. NCBI's taxonomy places the organism in Eukaryota, Metazoa, Mollusca, Bivalvia, Mytilida, Mytilidae. The record is from RefSeq and is a predicted model, not a curated record. Gene Ontology annotation, biological process: G protein-coupled receptor signaling pathway. Gene Ontology annotation, molecular function: G protein-coupled receptor activity. The coding region runs from base 1 to 309 and encodes 102 amino acids. Gene Ontology annotation, cellular component: plasma membrane. The transcript is spliced from 2 exons.